AUGCCGGUACCUAAGCUCAAGGAAGCUCUAAAGCGUCACAAGGGUGUGGAUCACAAGCUUGAGCGCCAGAAGAAGCUACAAAAAGAGGCGGAGAAGAAGAAGCGCGCGAAGAAAGCGAACACAGUCGAUGUGGAUGCGCUCGAGGCCGGCGCAGCAAUUGACGAGGAGAACGAGGCACAAAAACUUGCUGCACCUCGAGCGGAGCUGAAGCGGGAAAAGAAGGCUGCAAAGAUUGCGCAGCAGGCACAGAAGACCAACGGAGAGGCGGAUGGCUGGGAGACGGAUGAGAGUGAAGAGGACGACGACGAGGAGGAUGCAGACGAGGGCGCAGAGAUAGAGCCUGCCAUGGAGGACGAGUCUGACUCGGAUUCUGAGGAGGAGUUCACCAACGGCAACGAGGAGGACGACGAAGACAUACCACUCUCGGACAUUGAAUCGCUCGCCUCGGAGGACCGCGCAGACGUCAUUCCCCACCAGAGAUUAACCAUCAACAACACCGCAGCACUCACACGAUCGUUGAAGUCUUUCGCGCUACCCUCGACACUCCCAUUCUCCGCAGUACAAUCUGUGACUUCCGCCGAACCUGUCCAGAUUGCCGAUGUUGACGAUGAUCUGAACCGUGAGCUCGCGUUCUACAGACAAUCACUCGAUGCAGUCACAGAAGCCCGAGCUCAGCUUAAGAAGGAAGGCGUGCCGUUCACUCGGCCGACAGACUACUUUGCGGAAAUGGUCAAGUCGGAGGAGCAGAUGGGCAAGGUGCGAUCGAAGCUGCUCGACGAGACUGCGAGAAAGAAGGCCAGCGCAGACGCAAGACGGCAGAGGGAUCUCAAGAAGUUUGGAAAGGCAGUGCAGGUUGCGAAGCUGCAGGAGAGACAGAAGGAGAAGACUGCUACGUUGGACCGUAUUCAAACGCUCAAGCGAAAACGCCAGGGUGCAGACCUCACUGCCAACGAGGACGACACAUUCGACGUCGCUGUCGAGGACGCAGAUGUCACGGCCAAGGCAGAUCGGGCAACACGGAGAGCAAAGGGAGCAGCAGACGGCAACAACAGGAAGCGCCAGAAGAAGGACGAGAAGUUUGGAUUUGGUGGCAAGAAGAGGUUCUCGAAGAGCAACGAUGCGAAGUCUUCCGCCGAUGCUGGAGGAUAUUCAGUCAGGAAGAUGAAGGGUGGUGGCAAGCCCAGACCGGGCAAGAGCAAGCGCGCGAGAACGUGA
Molecule: messenger RNA, 1215 nt
Organism: Ramularia collo-cygni
Lineage: Eukaryota; Fungi; Ascomycota; Dothideomycetes; Mycosphaerellales; Mycosphaerellaceae
Product: related to rRNA processing protein (Ebp2)
Exons: 2
Coding region: 1-1215 (404 amino acids)
Biological process (GO): ribosomal large subunit biogenesis; rRNA processing
Cellular component (GO): nucleolus; nuclear periphery; preribosome, large subunit precursor
Source: RefSeq, a predicted model, not a curated record